AUGGAGGCAUAGUUACAGCCGGUAAUGAAUAACUAAAGUGGUCAAUGAUAUAAAGUCAUUCGAUACUAGGCUGUGGUCAUCUUAUUUCAGUUUCUUUUCUUCUAUUGGCUAUUAUGUAUUGCAGAAGAAACUUUCUUUCCUCGUAAGGUGCAAGGAAGGUCUUAUCUUGUUCAUUUGUCGGUUUGUCCAAACGUUUGGGAAUCCUGUACUUUAUUUGUUCCCAAACACAGCGCAUUUUGUGCCUCUGUUCAUAAUUAUCUCAUGGUUUUGUGAUAAAUUAUUUCCUUAUUCUUUGCUUUUGUACUUAGAUCUAUUCGUUCCUCUGUUAUCUUUUGUAUUUAGAAAUUCUAUCAGAUAUGGCUGGUAUUUUUGUCAAAUCUUAUUCUGUAACUUUAUAGUUUCAUCCACAAUAAUUGGUUUUCUUGGCUAUGCCCCGAAAAACAGCACAUAUCAUCAAUUGCACGAACCUCUUUAGGGCACAGUUAGUGCUUUGCUCAGUUAAUGCGUUAUUUCUACCAAAGAUUUGCAUUUCAUACCUUUGGAGUAUCCUCAGGAUGCUUCAUUGUUUGCCACACCAAAAGAGUUAUGUGAACAGAGAUAUAUGUUCAUCUUUCUGCAGGUGGAUCUCCGGGCCAUGAAUCAGUGGGGUCCGUGCUGAAAAGAUCGAGUGCAUCAUCUGGUGGGCGGCCCCACCGCUCAUCAUCCUCUGGCAGGAGGGAGUUUCUCCGGAAAUUUGUAGACAGUGAGAUUCUGACGGCAAGACUCGAAGACUGGCUUCUGGGGAUCCCUGAAGAGUCCGGAUUUAGAGGGCCCUUCUUUGAUGUUCCGUUUGACCUAUCAGAGCUCCAGAAAUUUGACUAUGCACUCGAAGGGGUCCCCUUCCAGCAGCUGAUCCGAAUGCCCAAUGCAGUCUACGCGUCGACAUCAGACGCAAUCGAAGCAACUGCCCAUCUGGCCAUAGAAGACUUUCUGCAUGCAAGCGUGAAAGGCCUGUGGGAGACGUUCUGGGGUCAGGAUGUCCCGAAUCCCUUCUCUGUGGCCUGCCUACACAGCACGAGCUCCAAGUUCUACCCUGCAGAGAAGGCGAUUGCGAGCGGGAAGCUCGACGGGCUCUGCGGGACCGCCGUCUUUCUCAAGAGCAGCAGCCAUUCUCAUGGAAGGUGGGACCAGAUUGUUGAGAUAGCUCUUCUGAGGCCCGACAUCGGAACACUCUCGCAGUCCGCUGAGCAGCAGCCCUCCAUCUCCGCCCUCGGGGAAGCCCUCUUCUUCGCCCUGCGUGUGAUGGUGUCCAGAAGCCUCAGCAAGUCCGAUGCCAUCGCCCGCAACUCUGAUCGGUGCUUUGUGCUCCUUGUCGACUCGCAGUGUGGCGGAGUGGUGAAGGUCGAAGGCCAUGUUAGUAAGCUGAGGUUUGAUUCCAGUGAUGUCUAUGGAAGCGCAGUCGAGUGGAUCAGAGACCACGCCUUGGUUAAGGUAUCUUCUGUCGAUCAGAUAUGGAACAAGCUUGGGAAUGCCAACUGGGGCGACAUGGGCACUCUGCAGGUGCUUCUGGCGACAUUCCAUUGUAUCGUUCAGUUCUGCGGGGAACCAAACCACACGGUGGAUGAUCUGGCCGGCAAGCACAGCUCCCAUCUCAGAAGCCGAAGGGUAGAGAGGGAGCUAGGAGACACCCAUGCCAACCAUGCCAACGGAGAAGACGGUCCCCUCCAUUUUCAGAGAUCCAGAGCUUCUCCUGAAAUCGUGGAAGUCAAAGAAGACUCCUUUCUCCCCGUUGAAGUCGAGAAGACGCUAAACGUCGAGGUGGGCUCGGUGCUGUGGCUGGACGAUUCCAACUGGCAGAGGGGGUUCGAGAUCAACCAGGUCCUGAGCCACAACAGUGAUCUUCCAGUCUACUGCGCCUCCUCCCUGGACGACCCAGGGAGGGCCCUCUUCCUGUACAUCGGCUCUCCUCCAUCGCACCUGGAACCCGCCUGGGAGGACAUGAACCUGUGGUACCAUGUCCAGAGGCAGACGAAGAUCUUGACCCUGAUGAAACAGAGAGGGUUGUCCAGCCGAUACCUCCCCGAGCUGGUCGCCUCUGGCCGCCUGAUUCACCCUGGAGAGCCGAGUCAACCAGGCCCGAGCCUCAGCUCCGGUCAACCACUGCCAGGGACCCCAAUACUGGUCACAUCCCCACUCGGAGAAACUGUUUCAGACCUGCUAAGAAAUGGCUUGUUCGGCCCAGACGACGCCCUCAGAUGCUGCCAUGACUGCUUGACUGCCAUUUCUAUCUCUGCCUCAGUGGGGAUCAGGCAUGGAGACAUCCGCCCAGAGAACGUGGUCCGUGUGAGCUCCGGCCUGAAGGGGCCCCCUCACUACGUGCUGAUAGGCUGGGGGCACGCCGUUGUGGAGGACAGAGACCGGCCCGCCAUGAACCUGUUCUUCUCUUCCACGCAGGCCCUCCAGGAAGGGAAGCUCUGCGCGGCGUCUGACGCGGAGAGCCUGGUUUACCUGCUGUACUUCGCUUCUGGGGGCGUCUACCCUAAUCUGGACUCGGUGGAGGAGGCGCUCCAAUGGAGGGAGACGUCUUGGUCGAAGAGGGUCAUCCAGCAGAGGCUUGGGGACAUCUCAGCCGUGCUGAAAGCCUUCGCCGACUAUGUUGAUAGCCUCUGCGGGACCCCUUACCCGAUGGACUACAGCAUUUGGCUCAGAAGACUGAGACGGGCCAUGAACGAAGAGGACCACGGAAAAGAGAUCGAUGCUUCGGCCUGA
Messenger RNA from Spirodela intermedia, 2748 nucleotides. NCBI's taxonomy places the organism in Eukaryota, Viridiplantae, Streptophyta, Magnoliopsida, Alismatales, Araceae. The record is from the annotation of a GenBank genome assembly.